This is a messenger RNA of Ostrinia nubilalis (European corn borer), 3517 nucleotides long. Its product is annotated as xaa-Pro aminopeptidase 3-like. Gene Ontology annotation, cellular component: mitochondrion. Gene Ontology annotation, biological process: proteolysis. Bases 148 to 1689 code for a protein of 513 amino acids. The record is from RefSeq and is a predicted model, not a curated record. Lineage: Eukaryota; Metazoa; Arthropoda; Insecta; Lepidoptera; Crambidae. The transcript is spliced from 10 exons. Gene Ontology annotation, molecular function: manganese ion binding; metalloaminopeptidase activity.
AGCCAGUCAAAUGUCAUUAACGUCAAAUUCAGUAGUCAAAAUUGCUUUGUUUACCAUGGCCUAAUAAUUUUUGAUAACGCAAAAUCCAUCAACAAGCUCAAGCAACAAGCAAAUAAAUUAAAACUCACGUCUUGUCCAUUCACGAAAAUGAAUUCGCUGUGUAAAUUGGCGAUAAACAUUGCGGCCAGAAAUCGGAGAAGGUUGUUGAGGCAGGUUGUUAGCAAACAGCAGUCAAGAUGGACGUCUACCAUCGAGAAUCCGCCCGGUAUGAAGCCUGCACCACAGUUCAGUAUUCCCCAUGGAAUCUUUGGGCAGGCUACUUGUCAUACACACCCUCACUUGAUCCAGCCGGGACAUUUGACGUGUGGCAUCAGUCAGAUGGAGUUCAGAGAGCGAAGGGAAACAUUAGUCAACAAAUUGGCGGCAGAAUUUGAAAACAUGCAUAAAAGUCACAUUAUAGUAAUACCGGCAGCCCGCAAGCAGUACAUGUCGGACAAGAUCCCGUACGUGUUCCGUCAGAACUCGGACUUCUUCUACCUGACCGGCUGCCUGGAGCCGUCCGCCAUCCUGGUGAUGGUCAAACCUGCACAAACUGAUUCUUUCAAGAGCGUGCUAUUCGUGCACGAAAAGGAUGCGCACGCCGAGCUAUGGGAGGGCCCGCGCACGGGCUCUUCCGCCGCUGCUGGACUAUUCGCCGUCGACGAGGCGCGCCCCGUCGAGAACUUCGCGGGGUUCAUCAGCAAAAUAACCGCGUCUUCAAAGCCAGCAGUAGUCUGGUACCACGGCGACAGCCCUGCGAACCCAGACAUCCACAGCACCAUACAAUCGGCCGCCAAGGCUGCGCAGGCGACGGUGGCCGACCCACAACGCGCGUUGCACUUUAUGCGCGUGCACAAGUCGCCAGCGGAGAUCGAACUCAUGAAGGAGACGUGCUAUAUCGGCGCGCACGCUAUGAAUAUGGCCAUGGCUACUACCAAACCGGGUGUAACAGAGCACCAAGUGAACGCAGUCCUGGACUACAGCUGCCGGCAGUCGGGCGCGGAACACCUGGCCUUCCCGCCCGUGGUGGCAGGCGGCGCGCGCGCUACGCACAUACACUAUGUGGCUAACAACCAGGUCUUGAAUGAUGGAGAUAUGCUCCUUGUGGAUUCAGGUAGCCAGCGGUGGCUGUACAACUCGGACAUCUCCCGGACAUGGCCCGUGUCCGGACAGUUCUCCAAGUACCACAGGAUACUCUACGAGUUGGUGCUCACAGUUCAGUUGCGCUUGAUAGAGAUCCUGGGGGAGCACCGGCCGGCGCUGGACCAGCUAUUCGAUAGCAUGUGCCGGCUGCUGGGCGCCCAGUUACAGCAGGAGGGCGUGUUGCCGCGGCAUAUUGAUGGCAGCGAGCUUAUCGGGAAAGCGUACCGGCUGUGCCCGCACCACGUGUCGCACUACCUGGGGCUGGACGUGCACGACGCGCCGCUGGUCCGCAGGAACGUGCCCGUCGCGCCCGGCAUGGUCGUCACCGUCGAGCCAGGUAUCUACAUCCGUCCAGACGACACGUCAGUGCCUCCAGAGUUCCGCGGAGUCGGCAUCCGCAUCGAAGACGAUGUACUGGUCACGGAGGGAACGCCUCUCGUCCUCACCGACGCCGCCGUCAAAGAAGUGAGGGACGUCGAAGCGAUUGUGGGCAAACACGCACAUUGAUAUAAGGGUCAUUUUCAAAUACCUCGGCCGAGCUAGGAUGCGCGCCGUGAUAAAAUCUGAACGUUGAUUUUAGACGACAAAACUAUGGACUUAUCACGUAAAAUCGAUAAAGCUUAUCGCGCCGCGCAUCCUAGGUCUACAAGUAGACUCUUUGGAGUGCUUUAGCAGAAAAUAAAUGAAUUUUAGUGUCACGAAAACGAAAUCAUUGAGAUUUACAUUGACAUGUGACAUAAGGCCGUUGAAGUGCUUUGCUUGCAGUAAAUAAAUUAUGUUAAUUAGCAAAGGUGUUAAAAUUUUACUAGUAUAAUUAACCGAUUGAGUCCCAGGCGGGCAUUAAAUAAUGUCAUAACAAUUGAUUAUCUAUUGUGUCUAGAUUCGCGGAGCUUGAAGGAUUAAUAAACCUAUGAAAGUCGUGGCGCUAGUUGAUACGCAAAUUGAGACAAUUAUUUUCAAACUUGCUAUCUGCUUUCGUAAAAAUUGUAUCGUCAGAAGACUAUAAAUUAGUAUUUAACAAGCGAUACAUAAAUUCUUUUAAUUGUAACCACCACUCAUGAAAUUGCAUUAAUUUGUGACAAUGAGAAGUCGGAAUAGUCGAUUUCCAGUUCCUUUCAACUUUAAAAAACGACAGAGGCAAAGUGACUUAAGAUUUCCCGUCCAUUUUGGACAAAUGGCAUCAAUAUAAUGAGGCAGCGAAUUAUUAGUCAAAUAUCAGAUUCAACAGUAUUGUAAUACAGGGUGUUAGAGUAAACUAAACACCACCUACCUCAUUCUAUGUCACAACUGUCAGCUUUUUAGCGCGCGGCCCGCUCGCUCGGCGCUCAACUCUUGAUAACAAACUUCAAUUUACAAACAAAACACCAAAACCGCGGGUAGGAACUCCGUUUGUAAGGUUUAAAAUGUUAUCCGAUAUGCGAUAGCGUAAUCAUGCACCAUUUCACUGCUCAAUGCUCAUAGAUGUACUACAUCACAGAUUAAAGAGUACGUCCAUGAAUUAAAUGUUAUUUUAUUUUAAAACAAUAAUCGCGGUCACAUAACUUUUGUUUACGCCUGCCAGUAGCAUGACAUGAAUCGACAUGUCACGCGCGGUCGCUUCCGCAUCCCGGCGAGGACUAGUUCAGUAAUCUUUGAAGGGGGGCGGGGGGAGGGGCGUGCAAGCGCCGCGAGUAAGUUCAUUCAUUCGCACAACUGUUCGACAUCGUUCGAUUGUCGUUGCUAUGGUAACUACGAAGUUUGGUUUAACUACGCUACGGGCGUUGCGUAUGCGCAUAGGUUAGCAAGAUAACUUUAAAGGACCUACAAACUGGUGGUCCUUUAACCAGACACUAACACCCUGAGUACACCAGCUUUUUUUAACACGUUCUUGAAGCAUCAAACAAAUGGCAAACUUUGAAACUUUUAUCGUUCAUUUAACAAGAAAGUCGUGUAAAUUAUUGUUUUUAUCUAAAUGACAAAUUAACAAAGUAAUACGUACUAUAAUUCCAAAAGACUGAUGUCUGUUUAAUGUCAUCCAAAUCUAUUAAAUAUCGCGAAAUGUUUAUAACAUAUAAUAGAUUAAUUUUUUAGAAAAAGUCCGUUUGCGAACUGUGUACUUAUUAUACAUGGUUUUGUUAUGCAGUUGUUUAUAUCCGUUAAAUGUGAACUGUAUUACAAAUAUUUAUUUAUAACAUUGUAUAUUUAUUUAGCACAACUAUGUAUUGUUUGUGAUACCAGAAUACGUCUUAUGUCCUUGUGUGUGGCGUUGUACAGACGGUAAUAGUUCCAAUUUGUAUAUAGAUGUUAUGUGUAAAUAAUAAAAAUCGCUCUAUCACGUUUUGUGUUGUCGACAAAA